This is a messenger RNA of Salvelinus fontinalis (brook trout), 4989 nucleotides long. Its product is annotated as bombesin receptor-activated protein C6orf89 homolog. Gene Ontology annotation, cellular component: nucleolus; Golgi membrane. The transcript has 9 exons. The coding region runs from base 578 to 1573 and encodes 331 amino acids. The record is from RefSeq and is a predicted model, not a curated record. NCBI's taxonomy places the organism in Eukaryota, Metazoa, Chordata, Actinopteri, Salmoniformes, Salmonidae.
CUCUCAACUUGAAUCUGUAAAACAGGGAAGUCAAGUGACAUCGCAAAUUCUCAAGCACCAAGAAAAGUGGGAAAAGGUUGGUUGGUCGACACGAAGCUAAAUAUGAACAAGACAAACUAGAUCUGUAAUUGCACAUUAACCGUUAAUUACGGUAAAACGAUAAAAACUGGAUUCACUGGGGCUCCCGAGUGGCGCAGCGGUCUAAGGCACUGCAUCUCUGUGAUAGAAGCGUCACUACAGACCCUGGGUCGAUUCCUGGCUGUAUCACCACCGGCCGUGAUUGGGAUUCCCAUAGGGUGGCGCACAAUUGGCCCUGCGGCGUUAGGGUUUGGCCACGUUCACCGGGGCCUCUGAAUGCUUGUGUUGACAUUGACACAGUGAAUGUUUUUGACCACAGUCCAAGGCCAAGUUCCGCUAUAUCAUCUGGAUUGUUUGUGUAACUUCUGUCUGGGGCUUUGGAAGUGCUGUUUUUCCCAACCUCCGAGGGAAUAUGAGUUACACAGCAACAAACCAAAGACUAGAGGCACUGUCCCUUCUAAAAUAACUGUUGACUAGAUUCAGUUGGACCACGUUUGUCAUGGGCACCACACUGAGUGAGCCUUGCAUCUACGACAAGCUGUCAGAGAGCAUCGAUAUUCUCCGCCAGUCGGGGUAUCGCUAUGGCAUGUCGGAGAGGGAGAUCGAGAAGUUUAUCAAACAAGUCCUGGAGACAAACGAGCCUCGAAGAGACCCGCCACAAUUCCCCAUCCUUCGAGCCACUAUCAAGUUUGUGGUAGCGGUAGGCUUUCUGUUGGUGGUGGUGCUGGCCUUCACCUACCCCCACACUCGGCCCCAGCUAGGUGUGAUGUACACGGGGGGACACAACUGGUCCUCCCCCCUCAGCCACGUCAGACUACUAGCUCUGCCCAUCGCCAAGAAGUACAACCUGCAAGGUUUCCAUGAGUGGUGGAGUGUGGGGGCUCUGCGGCAGGGCCUGGUCAACUGUUCUGGCUGUGCAGAGGUCUCCUCUGUGCUGGAGGUCCCCGAGACCCUCAGAGAGUCUGCAGCCAUGCGCAGGGGGCCACAGCCUGUGCUGCUUAAGGGUGGGGAGUAUCUGUGCAUGCAGAGGCAGCAGCUAGAGGAGCUCUACUCAGCGCACUCCGGCUCCAUGAGUAUACUAGUGGAGAAAGACAACCUACUGUCACAUGACGAGUGUUUUCCACAGGGCCCAGCAAACUUCACCCUGCUCUGGAGGUUUACAUCUGUGGCCAGAGAGAAGGUGUUAAGGUGGCUGUUCCCCAAGGCUGAGCUAUGUCCCCUACUGGACAGCGCCGGAACAACAUUGCAGCGUUGCCUGGUCACGCAUAGUGCCAACUCUCAGAGCAGAGGGGUGCGAGUGCUGGGCUGGCUGGUGGUAGGAGAGGGCCUGCCCACAGUUAGAGUGCUCCCUGUCCACCACUGUCAGAAACACUGCAGCUCCUUCAACCUCUGGCUGGGACCUGGAGAUAUGGUGUACGCUGACCCGCUUUACUGGCAGAUGGAGCUGUUCCCCGGCCGAGACCAAAACAUAGUUUGUGACGGCUCCACUUUCUGAGGGAGGAGAGGAACAACUGAAUGAGACAGAAUGGGAGGAAGACGGAGGGAGAGAGUGAAACUCCACUCCAGUCCAGACAUCUGCAUACUGGCUGAGAAUAUCACUUCCUGUAGAGUCGGAGUGUGAUUGGACCUUUUAACCGUCCCUUGCAGGCUAGUCCCGCCCUUCUAUAGGUAUGGGAAAGAACACUCACCACAGGCACAAGAUAGACUGAAGAAAUCUGAACACCUCUCAUCUCCCCUACCCUUCUCUGGUCUAAUACCAAACUCCUCUCUAGCCCCUACUUCUGCCUCUUCGUUGAUAUCCCUUCGCAGAUCUAAGACAACUGGAUGGUUGUAAGCGGGGAGAGACCACUCUCAGGCUUGGAGGUGUGUGUCUCGAUGAGGAAGAGGCUGGAAUGUUCCCAAACUCGGACUGUUUGCCUCAGAGGAAAAAUGGAGAGAGUGACUGAUUAACAGCAGAAGGUCUUGCCUCUGUUUUGUUCAGUUGAAAUGUUCAAGAUUGUUUUGGUUAUGUUUUUUAGUUGUGAUCAAAUCACACAGCCACAACAGGAAUAAUGGGACAGUUUUGUGGCGCUGCCCUCCUCUCAUCUACUCACUCUUAUACCGGACCGUAUUCAUCACCUAAGUUCAACAUGUCACUGCUAGUGUAACAAUGACAGUUGGUUAGGAGGAUGUAUGAAAUUGAUUUGUCAGUUUGGUGAAUUGCAUUUGAUUACUGAAAGUGCAGAUAUUGUAUUUAAUAUAUAGUUGACGAUAAGUGCUUGUGCCAUAAUUUCAGAAAGACUGAAAUGCUAUUUCUUAAGGUUCUUUUCACUAACUGUUUUUGUUUUGUCACUGCUUUUUCCCAUGUCAUCCAGUCUCCCGCGUGAGCACUAACAAGCCAGAAUUUGUUGAUGUCACAGUGUUUGAUGUUUUGUCACUAACGUUAUAGUCCCAGUCGGUAUUAGAUCAAAUGUUGCGGCCCUGCAAUUUUCUUGUUGUUUCAACAUUGCUUGCGUUCUCACUACUUAGAAAAAACAAAUAUUCUAGGGCUUCCCUCAUGCGCCUUUACAUGAUGGUGCUAGCAGCCGAGUGAGUGCUACCGGCUACCGACCGGAACAUUAAGCUAGCCAAGACAAACGCACACAAAAAGAAGUAGUGAGUGGCGUUACAAACGGACUAUACUAAACAAGUUAAAUGUCUUACCUAUGAUUAAAUGUUUUCCACACACAGCUACCUUUAGCCUACUUAGACACCAGGUCGCCACAUCUCCCACGCCGAGAAUAGCCUGAAGCCACAGGGCUCUUCUUGCAGGCUCAAUUUCCCUGUGUGGGAGCAUUUGGAACCGUUGGUCGUGAUUUUUGACCUGGUUACAUGUACAUUGAACAACACAGCAGAUUUUCUCCAUGUUUUGUUAUUUCUGUCUACCAAAAAAUGGAUGACAAAGUUGGCUCUUUUACACUGGGGGUUAUUGGGAAAUAAGUUUUGUUUUCCCCAAUUUGUGGGCAUGGUUGAGGGGAAUUCCUUAUUAUGUGAAUAGCGACAUGGACUAUCGAUGUUCAGAGAUUUGAUCCUGUUCUAUUGUCAACAUAAUGUUUAUAGAGUUUUAAUCUCUCAGAAUUCACCAUUGUCACGUUAUGGCCUUAUUGUUAAGCUAUAUUUUAACAUUUUAAAUUCAUCUGUUUUUCAGCUUCCCUGUUGGAGCUGUCUUCUUUUAUCAUUAUUUAUUGUUUCAAGUUCAAAUGAUGUCCAUGUACUGGAACCUAAGCUAUUAAGUGGUUAUUAUUGUUAAUCUCUUCAUGACUGUGGAUGUAUUGGCAUGUACUACUGCCAUAUUGCAUAAUACAUACUAUGAAUGCAUCUGUUCUUUGGUAGUACACAUGUCCAAUUCCCUCUUUCGUAUGAACUCGGAGGAUAGUGCCAAAAAUAGUCUAUUAAAGAAGUUCGAUUUUUUUUUUAUAUAUAUAUAUGUAAAUGGCAUGUUAGAAGGGUCUAGACAUUUUCUUUGCGAUUUCACUUGUUUUUGAGAAACUUAUCCAAAAUAGAAUAUAACGUUGCUGAGACAAUGUACAUCUAAGAACUGCAUCACUAUACUGAGAGCUUUUCCGUUUUUAAGUAUUUGGAUGUUUUUGGAGAUUUGUUCAUGUUUUUUCCAGUGCCACCAUACUGCACAACGAGGAAGUGAAUUGCUGGUUGGGGUAAGUUUCUCAAAAACAAAUGAAAUAGCAAAAAAGUUUCUGGACCCUUCCAUAACAUGCCAUUUCUUUCCACCCAUCAAAGUUCUCUGGGUGGAUAUAAAUUAGAAUCCACACAGGAAGUGGCUCUCAGGUUCUCUCUCCUGUCUGAAACCCAGUUGGGUGGGUGAGAUAUCUUUACCAUUACAUCUUCUUUGCUGCUCAAAAUAUAGUUGUGGUUCAAGGCCCUCGGCUUUGACCAACCAAUAUCAUCACCUCCUUCCUAAACCUGACACAUUUCCCUUGAGUUCAAGCUUGCCUUUUUCUUAUCACGCCUUAUAGUGCACUGUAUGUCAUUGCAUAUAUUAUCCUAGCUACAGAUUGUAUGCCAGAUAAUGUGAUAUAACCAAAGAUUUUUGGGGUCCAGUAACCAAAGACUUAUAAUAGGUUAUAUCACAUUAACUGGCAUACUAUCUGUAGCUAAUAUUCUCCCUGUUUUAUUUUCUUUUUCUGUUAGCAAGCUCAAGGCUACUUAAUUUGGUGUCCUUCAAGCAGUCCACUGUGGGUUCUUUGUAUUGAAACGGGGAAAUGUAUAUCACUGGCUUUAAAUGUGAUUACUUUGGUGAAAGUGGCAAUUCAACCUUUUUUUAUUGGCUUUGAACAAUAGUUUUGUAUGAUCAAAUUGCAAUGUGAGUCAAGAAUUGGACACUUGUUUUGGUUGUGUGUGCUUAAUAGGUGUCAUGGAAAUCAACACUUUAAUUUGACUAUUGUAUUUUUGAUAUCCCUUUAAAUCAUGAUGUUAUAAAAUGUGCAAUAAUUUCCAUGUUGGAUCUUAAAAUCAGAGCAUUAUAUCAAAUAGUUUGAUUUCAUGCACUCCUGUGUCGUCUCUGGCUUCUUUAAUGUGAUGCCAAGCUAUUAUCAAAUCGAUUACCUAACGUUUGAUUGAUUAUGUGAUUGAAUUAAACCAUGCAACAAUUAACUCAUUAAUAACCUGGUGCACCAUGGAAGAGUUAGUUUAUAUAAAGCGGCUAUCUCCCAAAUCCAUUCUUAAAUGGUGGCAGGUAGCCUAGUGGUUAGUGUUGUGCCAGUAACCAAAAGGUUGCUAGAUCGAAUCCUUGAGCUGACAAGGUAAAAAUCUGUCGUUCUGCCUCUGAACAAGGCAGUUAACCCACUGUUCCUAGGCCAUCAUUGUAAAUAAGAAUUUGUUCUUAACUGACUUGACUAGUUAAAUAAAGGUUCAAUCAUUUUUUUUUUAAAUACA